Gorilla gorilla gorilla (western lowland gorilla) is the source of this 6286-nucleotide messenger RNA. RefSeq names its product canopy FGF signaling regulator 1 (gene CNPY1). NCBI's taxonomy places the organism in Eukaryota, Metazoa, Chordata, Mammalia, Primates, Hominidae. The record is from RefSeq and is a predicted model, not a curated record. The coding region runs from base 123 to 491 and encodes 122 amino acids. The transcript is spliced from 5 exons. Gene Ontology annotation, cellular component: endoplasmic reticulum.
AGGAGGGGAUGUGGGGGACACGAAAUUAAAAGGGAAAGAGAUUAUUUUUAAUCCUCUUGGUGGGUGCUGAAACAAUGCCGGGAGAGCAAAGCCGCUGAGAGUUUGUCCCGUUAGAUCCAGGCAUGAAGGACGGACUGUACUACAGGGAGCAGAUCCCCCUAGCCCAGUCGGAGGCGUUCCUAACGGACCUUUUGGAGAAAGUCUGUGAGCGAAUGAACGACUACAAGCUUGAGGAAGACCCUGUGACGAAGGAGAGAACUUUCAAGAGAUUCGCUCCUAGGAAAGGAGACAAAAUAUACCAAGAAUUUAAAAAAUUGUAUUUUUAUUCUGAUGCUUACAGACCUUUGAAAUUUGCGUGUGAAACUAUAAUAGAAGAGUAUGAAGACGAAAUAUUCUCACUUAUCGCCCAGGAGACACACUAUCUAGCUGACAAGCUGUGCAGUGAAAAAUCAGAUCUGUGUGAAACUUCUGCUAAUCAUACUGAGCUCUAGGAGUGCCGUGCUGCUGGUCGUAGAGAGGAGUAAAGUCACACCCAAAGGUUUUUUUUUAAUCCCAGUAUUCAAGUACAUCUGGCUAUUUCCAAAGCAAGCCGGGUGGGGCCAGGGAAGGAGCUGCCCACGGAGACCUGGUGUGGUGAGGACACUGCUUCAGGCCGAAGGCAUGGCCCUGGGCUGUGUGCUGGACCCCUUGGCUUCAGUUUCUGUAAAAACCCGGUAAAAUCUAGGGUUGAUGGGGCGGUUUCUGAGUUCCUUUGAUUACUCCACGAUUCCAUGAACUCCCAGCGCCCACUCCGACGUGCUGGGGCGGUGGCCAUCUCUUGCCCUCCCCUCUCCAGCCUGGGUCUUGUUUCUCCGCCUCAGCCCUGGAGGUCUAUCUGUCCACCUGUUUCCCACCCCGUCUCUCCCUCCCUGUCGGGUUCCUGCACCCUGGUCCCAGGAGCCCCUCUGCCGCCCCGCCCUGGCCCUCCUGCGGUCUCGACACCAGCUGCGGCCGCACCCUUCCUGCACCCUUCCUCCGCCUGGUCGCCUGGUAGCUGCGUCUUGUCGCUGAUGCUCUUCGCUCUAAUGGCCUUUGUUGGAUCGUCUCCUUCUUUUUCCCUUUUGUUUCUGUGGGGUUCUCUAGACUGUUUGCUCAUUUCAAAAAAAAAAAAAAAAAAAAAUCCAUCUUCCGCGUUACCCCAUUCUCUCCUGCCCUAGCGAGUCCUACAAGCGUGUUUCCUGUAGGCCGAGCCGGAUGCCUGAGGCCAACCAUGGCAACAGCCAGGGCGCGGGGGGUGGAGCCUGGAGCCGGCCAGGACAGCUCAUCCAAGCCUCGGCUUCCCCUUCUCACGGAGGGAGGGCCGGACGGAGCAGCCCAGGACUCCCAGGGGAUGAAAGAACAUUCCAGAAACCCAGCCCCUGUGGCAGGCCUUUAGGCAGCUCCGGCUUGCUGGGUGCUGCAGGGGGGCAGAGGGGAGUUUCCGGUUCCUGGAGAAAUCGCUCCUUGCUCUUUAGUGACACUUGCUGCUAAUAUUAAUUGUAAGUGUGUGAAGACAGCACCAGCAGAGAAACCAAACAACCUCCUGCAGCAGUCCUGGUGUAGAGGAAGAAUUUCAGCCUCGCCCGAGGCCCGGUCUGUUCCUGUGAGGACUUCUUCCCUGGUUCUUUUCCUUCUGAAGCCGUAGCCUUCUCGGAUUUGCCUGCAAGGGCUACCCUGGAUUUGCCUGCAAGGGCUACCCUGGAACAGUUGAGGAGCCUCAUUGUCCCCCAUCCCUGCGGGCACGGGGGCAGGACACUCCCUAGCCCAGGCUCCUGAUUAGAAAUGUAAAAGAGUUUCUCCUGCGGGAGCAGAUGCCCCGCCACUUCCUGAGAGGUCCCUCCUUUUCUCUUCCCACUCUUAAAGACGCAGGGCACACAGAAGACGCAGCCAUGCGUGCAGCUGGGCGGGCCAUUCAGCGCCCUGCCCUUCCUGGGCUCUGCAGUGGCCGGGGCGGCCGCGUUCAGCCUCUGCUUCUGGUAGCUUCUGAAGCAUGAAGGCCUGGGCAGCGGUGCUCAGGACAAUCCUCCCUGGGCGGGGCGAGGCCGGGAGCUGGGCCCCUGUCCCCCCGGUUCUGCGUCCCGGGUUCCCUCAUGGGAGGCUGUGACUGAGGGAGCCUCCCCUCGGCGGUGUGAAAGUGACCACGCUCUGCUGUCCUGCCAGGGAAGCUUGGUGGUCCCAGCCGGUGCCGCUCCCUGGUGUAUGGGAUGGGGUACCUGGAUGCUGCCUCUCUCCCCACUGCCUGGCAAGCUGGACACAGCCUGGGCCCAAAGAGAACAGACACAGAGCCGCGGGAGGAGCCAGCCUGCCCCACCGGCACUGGGCACAGAUCUGUUCCAUAGCUCUGGCUUCCAUGGCUCUGCGUGUGUCUGUGGUUGCCUUCAUGCCCAGUGCAGGUCCUCACCCUUCUGUCCCAGCCUCAAAGUGGCGGCCUCCCUCCCACCUGCCCUUCCACCUGCUGCCAGAGAAGUCUCUAGAAGCACGCCUGCGAUCACAUCGCCCUGCACGCCACCACUGGCUCUCAAUGCGCCCGAAUGAGUCUGGGCCUCCACGCUGUCCCUCCAGCUUUGCCUUUGUGUACCUGGCAUCACUGGGCAACAGCAUGAUUCUGCCCUUCCCCGGGCAGUGCCUACAGUUGCCCCUUCCUGGCCUUACCAGCUCUGGUCCCAAUCCACACGAGACUUGUCUACCCAUGGAGUCCAGGCCCCUGCUCGUGGGGGCCUGCCCUGGAGGGGCAGGACGGGGCGGCAUCCCGAGGGUCGGCCUCAAGAGCAUCCCUGGGAGGCUGAGACCUGGCUGAAGUGGGGAGGUGGGCACCCAGUUUCCCUGAGGCUUCCCAGCAGGAGAGUGUGUGCGCGGUGGGGGGGUCUCGCUCCCAGACCCCUAUGCUCCUGACUCUGGAAGGUCAGUUGUACCUGCCCCGCCCAGCACAGUGCCUUGCCUAUCACAAGGGAAACUCAGCGCUGAAGUCCCCGUGGAGGCUGGAGCCUGAGCGUCUCCACUUGUAAGAAGGAUGGAAGUCACAGCUGCCUCGCAGAGCUGUGGUGAGGGGUUGCUGUAACUUCAAGCACACAGCACAACACCUGGUACAUGGGACGCAGCCGUGUCAGUUCUAAGACACACGUGGAGCUUAUCAUCCAAAGCGAGCUGCUUGAGAAGUUGCAGAGGGGUGGGUGGGGCAACAGACAUGAGACGAGCCAUCCGGAUUUGGGGGUUUCCAGCUCCUAUUGUUAUAGAAAAUGCUCAGCAAAGAGUAUUUAUAGACUGAGUAAAAUUUUAAGCAGCCAGGUUUCUUAUGAGACUAAAUGGGAAGUGGCAGGGAGGGGCCGAGUAACAAAUGUGACAUGCAAGGAUCUGUGGGUGGUGAGAGGGUCCCAGACAGGACUGGGGCUGGAAGAUGGCUGUGGAGGCAGCAAAGGCAGAACCCCUGCAGAGAGAAGAGCUCGCUGUGCAGGACGUUUCCAAAGGGUGUGGCUGGGCGUGGCUUGGGCAGUCCCCUCACCCUGCCAGUGUCCCCCACAGGGAGGUGGUGACAGCCCUUUUGUCCCUCUCAGGGUUGCAGGAGGAAUGAGAUGAAGGGCUUACCCUCAGAGUGCUUAGAGAAUAAAAUGGGAGGAUGCGGCAUUGCCCAGCUGAGUCCAGGCCUGGGGUGGGGUGUCCCUCCAGCUGCAGGGAUGGGUGUCAACAGCAGCUGAGCACCAAGGGUGGGAUGGCCUGGGCUAAGGGGGUGAGGAGCUGGCCCACACUGGGCUGAAGGAUGCAGCCAGGGUGCUGGACAGAAGGGUGAUGGUCGAGGGUGGGCCAGGGGAUCUCUGCCGCCUUCCUGCACACCUGGAGGGAUGACUCCUGGGCAAGGGCCGCCAGGAUGACUGUCUUGGGCAAAAAGCUAAUUUUCAGGGAAAAGCAGACCAUUUUAGCUUGGUGACCAGUUUGCCCUGCCCAAGACCAACCACCACCCAAAUGCACACAUACCCUCACCCUCAGCUGGGGGCCUCCAGGGGCACAGACCUUGAAGCAGAGUGCAGUCUGAUGGCUCGGUGCCCCAUUAACGUGCGAGUGACCACAGGCAGCUGCUGCCUGAGUUGUUUCUUCCACCGGGCGCUGAGCACGACUGGACUAUCAGCCCCCUUGUGAGUACAGUGGUUCGGGCCAAGGUCACCCCACCCAGGUGAUAGAGUUAGGAGGAAAGCCCAGUGUGAGUCUAGACGGCAACGUGGUGGGCUGGAGAGAGGGCAGGGCUGAAGAAGGGGUGAAGGUCCUCCUGCAGCCCCCAGGCCAGAUCAGGGAGCAGAAGGAGGAGGAUGCCCUUGGGUUUCCCACACGGGCUGGAGGACUUGGAGAGGUGUGGGGACAAUAGCAGACAAUGGCUUUGUAAGCAGAGAUGCAGACUUGUGCAAUGGUAGUAAUGACUGCUCAUGUUUCCCCAGCCCUUCACACACCAGGGCUGCCCUAAGCUUUUCAUGAACAAGAUUUCCUUUAAUCUUCACAAUAGCCAAAGUAGGCACCAUCACCUCUCCUUUACAGAGGAGGAAACUGAGGCCCAGGGGCUGAUGGCUGGACUCAGCCGGGGCUGGCUGUAAGCCUGUGUCCCUCCACGGCCCGUCCUGGGCAGAGGGCCCCACACCCGCCUCCUCCUCAGAGAAGCCACUGUUCCAGCAUGAUCGGAGGGAGGGGCAGGACCGCUUGCAACUCCUUGCUGUCCAUGGUCACUGGGCACCGAUAGGCGCCUGCCGGAGACAGCACGCUGGGUGCCCAGGUGCUGAGGGAGAGAGGGAACGACGCGGGGUCUCCCGCUGGGGGGAGGACACCAUGCCCUGUCUGGAGGCCCAGACCACGGCUAUGAAAACCAGCAAAUAACAAGCACUGGUGAAGAUGGGGAGGAACUGGGGCCCUUGUACCCUGUGGUGGGAGGGAAAAAUGGCUCAGCCACCGUGGAAUGCUAGAUGACGGCUCCCCAAAAAACGAAACCUAGAAUUACCAUAUGGUCCACAUUUCCACGGCUGGGUGUAUAUACCCCAAAUAAUGAAAACGCAAUUUUUAAAAAGAGAGCCACACCACAGACAAUGUCUUAGUGCCAGAGGCUGAAGGAGGUCAGAGGAGGGCCAGCAGUGGGGGCUGCACCAUCUCCUGGGGCUUCCUAUACCCCAAGUGUAGCUCACGCUCGCCUGUGGCGUUGAGUGAAUGAGGACUUGAGUAGGCGGCUGAGCUAAGUAAGUGUUCCCCACCCUCUCACCACAGUCCCCUGAAGGCAUAGAGUCCUGAUGAAUGUCCUUCAGAUCCAGAAUAAAUAGCAGGCGUUGGGUUGAGAUGGCCUGGCUCAGAUCCCUGAGCGCCAGGAUUCCUUUCCUCCUCUCUGAGUCCUGCACUUAGACCAGCACGUGCUGCCUGGUCAGAGCACAUUCCCAGCCUCCUCGUGCUUGAGUGUGACCAUGUGGUGAUAUUUUCUCAAGGAAGGUCAGGCUUGGCCUCCAGACGCGGGCCUUGCCACCUCUCCACACUUCCAGCUGCGGAGUCUGGACAGUGAGGCCACUCACAGCUUUGGCCGGGCAGAUGGCAGCGAGGCCCUGGGGACGAGGAGAGCCGUGCUCUCCAGCACAGUAGCCACGAGCCCCAUGUGCCACUUUAUUAAAACCAAUUCAAAUUAAAUAAAAUUUAAAAUUUGUUUCCUCAGUUGCACUAGCUCAAUUCAAAUGCCCAGUAGCCACAGGGACUGGUGGCCACGGGAUGGGACAGCACCUGCUCAGGUCACUUCUGUCAUCACAGAAGUUCCAUCAGGCAGCACCCAGGAGGAGGCUGGAUUUCUUUUCUUUUCUUUCUUUUUUAUUUUUUGAGACGGAGUCUUGCUCUGUCGCCCAGGCUGGAGUGCAGUGGCACAAUCUCGGCUCACUGCAAGCUCCUCCUCCUGGGUUCACGCCAUUCUCCUGCCUCAGCCUCCCGAGUAGCUGGGACUACAGGCGCCUGCCACCACGCCCGGCUACUUUUUUGUACUUUCAGUACAGAUGGGGUUUCACCGUGUUAGCCAGGAUGGUCUCGAUUUCCUGACCUCGUGAUCCGGCCUCCUCGGCCUCCCAAAGUGCUGGGAUUACAGGUGUGAGCCACAGCACCCGGCCGAGCCUGGGUUUCUAAAUGACCCCUAGGAACACAGCUGCCCCACAGUCUGGGGCCCGUUAACAGCAGGAGGAUGUCGUGACAGAAGCAAACUCCUGUGUUCCCUAGGUCACUGUAUUUUGGGGACACUCUGUUAUGGCACCCAAGCUUUACAUAUAUGUAU